This is a messenger RNA of Astyanax mexicanus (Mexican tetra), 1649 nucleotides long. Its product is annotated as matrix metalloproteinase-19. Gene Ontology annotation, biological process: extracellular matrix organization; proteolysis; collagen catabolic process. Bases 125 to 1558 code for a protein of 477 amino acids. The transcript has 9 exons. Gene Ontology annotation, cellular component: extracellular matrix. Gene Ontology annotation, molecular function: metalloendopeptidase activity; zinc ion binding. The record is from RefSeq and is a predicted model, not a curated record. NCBI's taxonomy places the organism in Eukaryota, Metazoa, Chordata, Actinopteri, Characiformes, Acestrorhamphidae.
CUGGUACUUUACUGCACUUAUUUAGACUGGAAAAUCCAAGCUAAGCUCAUUUUUCAGGGUCAUUUUAUCCUUUUGGGUGAUUUUUGUUAAAGCGGGAACAUUUAUACAGCUUUUUUUUCUGUAAAUGGGGAGGUGUCGAUCAGUGAAGAUGGGUCGUGUUCUGAUUCUGAUGCUGUGCAUGUUCAUGUGGAUGCCACUCUAUGCUGCAUUACACAAAAAGGACCUGAAGGAAGCUACAGUCUAUUUAACGAAAUAUGGAUAUCUUCCUACAUCACUUCAUCAUCCCAAGGACCAGGAUGGCCAGGUGAAGCAAAUAUCUGAGGCUCUCAGGGUUUUUCAGAAGGUGAUGGAGUUGCCGGUGUCCGGCAGGCUGGAUAAUGCCACACUGGUCAUGAUGAAACAGCCCCGCUGUGGCCUGAAAGACCCCUUCAACAACAGGACCCUCAAAUACCGCGUUCUGGGUCACUGGAGGAAGAAGACUCUGAGCUACAGGAUCUAUAACCACGCCUCCAGUCUGGGCGUGGCUAAAACCCGAGCCGCCAUUCAGACAGCGUUCAGGUACUGGAGCGAGGUCUCGCCCCUCCGCUUCCACGAGCUCAACAAGGGACAUCCCGACAUCAAAAUCUCCUUCCACGGGCGGGACAGGGUCUGCCCCGUACCCUUCGAUGGACCAGGUGAGGUUCUGGCCCACGCUGACAGUCCAGAGUCUGGGUUAGUGCACUUUGAUGAAGAAGAGCUGUGGACGGAGGGGAAGAGCACGGGGUCUAAUCUACGAAUAGUAGCAGCCCACGAGAUUGGCCACGCCCUGGGUUUAGGCCACUCCCAGUAUCGCAGUGCUCUAAUGGGCCCAGUGUACACUGGGUACCGCAACAACUUCAGACUUCACCCUGAUGACGUGCGCGGUAUCCAGGCGCUGUACGGUAAGCCUGUGGAAAAGCCACCACCCGCCCCGGCAGUGCCGAAUAAGCCACCAGCCGACUCAGCUGCCCCGGAUCCCUGCACUGCCUCACUGGAUGCCAUAAUGCUGGGGCCUCUUCACAAGACGUUUGCGUUCAGUGGAGAUUAUGUUUGGACAAUAUCAGAUGCUGGCUAUAACACACCCAUACGGAUUAACGUCCUGUGGAAAGAUCUACCAGGACACAUAAACGCUGCGGUGCAUUCUCCCAGAACCAGCAAAUCCUACUUCCUUAAAGGUGAAAAGGUGUGGAGGUAUUCUGGGUUUAAGUUGGAUCACGGCUAUCCCAAAGUGCUCCUCAUCCCUCCUAACAUCGACUCCGCCUUUUACUCCAACGCCAACAAAAAACUCAUAUUCAUCAAGGGUUCAGAGUACUGGCAGUGGGAUGAACUGGGCUCCAGUAAUGAACUCAGGCAGUAUCCUAAAUCUCUGAAAGAGCUCGUUACGGGAUUACCAUCCAAUCCGGAUGCAGCGUUCACCUGGACUAACGGCCACACCUACCUGUUUAAAGGUGAUCAGUACUGGCGUAUUAACCCCCGAGGCUUCAUAGAGAAGGGAUACCCACUCAGCAAGCAAGAUCGCUGGAUGCAGUGCAGCGAUUAACCCCCUAUAUACUGUACAGCUCUGGAAAAAAAAGGAGAGCACUUAAAAAUGAGUUUCUUUGAUUUUACCAAAUUGAAAAAGAUGGAUGAUC